Messenger RNA from Thermochaetoides thermophila DSM 1495, 2139 nucleotides. RefSeq names its product putative inorganic anion exchanger protein. Gene Ontology annotation, cellular component: plasma membrane; fungal-type vacuole. Bases 1 to 2139 code for a protein of 712 amino acids. The transcript is spliced from 5 exons. Gene Ontology annotation, molecular function: solute:inorganic anion antiporter activity; borate efflux transmembrane transporter activity. Gene Ontology annotation, biological process: monoatomic anion transport; borate transport; transmembrane transport. The record is from RefSeq and is a predicted model, not a curated record. Lineage: Eukaryota; Fungi; Ascomycota; Sordariomycetes; Sordariales; Chaetomiaceae.
AUGGCCUGUGUGGAAAAGAACUCCACAACCUCCGGCGGCCCCGGAAACCCCGGCAUCUCCGGUAGUGAGUCCCGCUACCGCGCAUCCGCGUCGCAUGCCCAUCCUGACCCCGGGGCCGAAGAAGCCCUGGCCUCUUUCUCCGGUGAGAAGGAUGGAGAUGAGAACCGUGAUCCGGAGCAAGGACACGGCCACGAACCCGGAAGAUCACGACGGCGACGAUGGUUUGGUGGUAGGAGGAGUAGCCGAUCACCAUCAUGCCCGCGCGAGCCAUGGUGGCGGAUUCACUUUUUUCAAGGAAUGAUUAACGAUGUACGGAAGCGCGCCCCGUACUAUCUGAGCGACUGGACCGAUGCAUGGAACUAUCGCGUUGUGCCGGCCACGGUGUACAUGUUCUUUGCGAAUAUCCUUCCUGCCCUUGCCUUUUCUCUGGACAUGUUCAACAAGACGGACAUGAAUUAUGGUGUCAACGAGGUGCUGCUCGCGUCGGUUUUGGGUGCUGUAGUGUUUUCGUUCUUUGCCUGUCAGCCCCUGGUGAUCGUUGGUGUCACCGGCCCCAUCACCGUCUUCAACUAUACUGUGUAUGACAUUAUGGCCCCAAGAGGCACAAACUACCUGGCCUUCAUGUGCUGGAUUGGCCUGUGGUCACUUGUCUUCCACUGGAUCCUGGCCAUUACCAACUCGUGCAACUGGCUUCGCUACGUGACGCGUUUCCCAUGCGAUAUCUUCGGCUUCUAUGUGGCCUUCAUCUAUCUGCAGAAGGGUAUUCAGAUUCUCACGCCCCUUGGCAAUGAAGAGCCCUUCUAUCUCUCUGUCGCUCUCGCUCUGCUUGUUUUUGCUAUCGCCUAUGCCUGUGGUGAGAUUGGCAAGAGCACCCUCUUUCAUCACCACAUCCGCGUUUUCAUCAAAGACUAUGGCACUCCCUUAACCCUGGUAUUCUUCACCGCCUUCGUGCACAUUGGCCGGAUGAGGCAGGUCAAGGUUGAAACUCUCCCGACUGGCAUUUCUUUUGAACCGACUGUCACGGAAAGAGGCUGGUUCAUCCAUUUCUGGGACAUUCCUGUCGGUGACAUCUUCCUCGCCAUCCCAUUUGCCCUUUUGCUGACUAUCUUGUUUUGGUUCGAUCACAAUGUGUCUUCUCUCAUUGCCCAGGGCACCGAAUUUCCCCUUAAGAAGCCUGCUGGCUUCCACUGGGAUCUCUUCCUCCUCGGUGCAACAACUGGCGUUGCUGGCCUGCUCGGUCUGCCCUUCCCCAACGGCCUGAUCCCGCAAGCCCCCUUCCACACCAACUCCCUCUGUGUGACCGAACACAUUAAAGUCAAAUCAUCUUCCUCUACAGAUAAGGAAGAUCUCUCUCCCACCGAUGAUGACGACGGAGAUGCCAAGUAUGAGCUUCGCGCUUCCUAUGUAGUCGAGCAGCGUGUGUCCAACCUGGCACAGGGCCUUCUCACCCUCGGAACCAUGUCCGGCCCGCUCCUCAAAGUCCUGCAUCUUGUUCCCCAGGGCGUCCUGGCCGGGCUCUUCUUCAUCAUGGGCUUCCAAGCCCUGGAAGGCAACGGGAUCACAGCCAAGCUCCUCUUCCUGGCGCGCGACCGGCGUUUGACACCCCGCUCGCACCCCUUGCUGCGCUGCCCGCGGGCGAAGCUGUGGCUUUUUGUCAUCGUUGAGCUGAUUGGCUUCGGCGCCACGUUUGCCAUCACCCAGACCGUGGCGGCCGUCGGAUUCCCUGUGUUCAUCUUUGCCCUGAUUCCCGUCCGCGCGCUGCUGCUGCCCAAGUGGCUCACUCCCCAGGAGCUGGCCUUGCUUGAUGAGCCGACUGCAAGCCCGUUCACAAUGGAGAGCGUCGGCGGCACGUGGGGUGCCGCUGGGUCGGUAAAGGACGCAAUUGCCGGGGUUGCUGAUGCCGGUUCAGGUGUUAUCCUGGAAGCCCAGCGCGGGACUGAGUCGUCCUCUGGAGAGGAUGGGGCUGAAGAGCUCGGGGAGCUUGCUAGGCGGGUGUCAUCACGGCGCUCGCAAAACCGUAAGGAGAAAGAGGAACGCGCUGUGGCUGAUGUUGAACUGGCCGAGCGGGGGGAGAGUCGAAGUGGGAGCGUGAGGAGGCGGUUGAGCGUUGCCAACCGCACGGCUGGGGAUCCCGCAUAG